This is a messenger RNA of Suillus subalutaceus, 1252 nucleotides long. RefSeq names its product kinase phosphorylation protein-domain-containing protein. The transcript has 4 exons. NCBI's taxonomy places the organism in Eukaryota, Fungi, Basidiomycota, Agaricomycetes, Boletales, Suillaceae. The coding region runs from base 183 to 848 and encodes 221 amino acids. The record is from RefSeq and is a predicted model, not a curated record.
AGAAAAAUCGACGCGGUACCGGCGUCAAGAUAGCAUGUUCAUAGAGCCUAGGACCUCCUAGGACACGAGGCUCUGCAGCUACUUACCCCGAGAGGAAGUUCGUGUUAGUAAGUAGCUCAUAAAAUUCUCACGGCACCUCGGUCAGGGUAACCGAGUACAGGUUUCUCGACGUUUUCUUUCCAAUGUUUGAACCAAUUCGGGGAGGUACUCGAGGAGGCCAGGCAGAGUUCAAAUGGACGGAUGUCUCCGCAGACAAAGACAGAGAGAACUAUCUGGGUCACAGUAUCAAUGCCCCGACCGGGAGAUGGCAGAAAAACAAAGAUGUUCACUGGUAUAGUAGAGAUAACAAGGAUGAGUCUGAGAUGGAAGAAGAGAUAAGGAAGGUCAAGGAAGCGGAAGCAGAGGCACUUUCUGCAGCACUUGGGUUUGCCGCUGCACCGUCUGGUAGCAUUCCUGUUACAAAAGCCCCUUCAAGCGUUCAAUCAGGACCGGCGCAUACCCUUGCUGUAGAUGAUGGACAGCAUCCUUCAGAGAAAGAGGAAAAGCGCCGUAAGAAAGCCGAACGGAGGGAACAAAAAAAAGCACGCAAAGAGGCACAUCGGGAGUCUCGCCAUGCCGAAUACGAACAACGUUCCCGUAGAGAUCGGACUCGUUCGCGCUCACCUAAACCUAGCAAAGACGCUGAUUACGGCAGGCGUCGUCACCCGCGGCACAGUCGUUCACCUCAUGCUCCUCGACAUGUGAAGGACUAUGAUGAAGUUGUACGCGAAAGAGAACGCGAAAGAGAUCGGCGGCGGUGGGACUUGGAUCAAAGGAACAGGCUGAGUACCCGUCAUGAACGAAAUUAAAUCGGCUGAGUCUUCUUCAAGAAAUAUAUCAUGCCAUUUCAGCAGAUUGUCCUAUGUUCAUGUAUUACGCACCUAGAACUUCGCAAUGCAUCUGCCCCGCACUAACUCAUCAAAUUUCGCCUUCUCGCGGAAGAAUCAUGGCAUCGGCCACUGCUGACCGCACAAUUUUUGGAACUUGUGAUUCCGUAACUCAAGAUGCGUCUGGAACUUCCAGGUAUUGUCAACUGCACAUGGGGCUGCCAAUCGGAGAUCAAAGACGUGAAGUUGCGCAUUGAUCCAUGCCAUCUUGAUGACGAAUUGGCGUGCAUGUCGGUCAUGCCUGAGAGAUUCUUGGCUACAGAUUUGUAUUCGAUUUCGAGAUAUUCCCCAUGCGAUAAUCAUACCGUAUCAUUUGUUCCGGCUAA